CGCGCUUCUCCUGCCUUCCGGCUGUGGCGUAAACUAUGGCACCUACAGAGUGUGCAUAUUGCACGGCAGCAAGGCCGACACCCCCCGUCGCAGCAUGAAUCAAUACACGUUCGCCGGCGCACAACUUUGCGAAAUGGCCCAAGGCUACCUCUGUCGUCGAAAAUAUACUCGGCAAAGAGGCUGCGUCCUCAAAAGACAAAUUUUUGGGCUUCACCUCCA
Molecule: messenger RNA, 219 nt
Organism: Nannochloropsis gaditana CCMP526
Product: type i polyketide synthase
Exons: 1
Source: RefSeq, a predicted model, not a curated record